AUGGCAUUUUCAUCGUCGAGUAAAUCUCUCGGAAAAGACACUCGAUCUGUUCAUACACUUCAAGCCGCAGUAUCGCGUGACUAUGAUCGACAACGAUUGGCGGCCAAACAUGAACUCAAACUUGAGAAAGAUUAUGGUACAUUAGAACGAAAAAUGAUCUCGCAUGCCAAAUGGAAUCAACGUGCAGAAAACAACAAUCUUCGUCCGAAUGUAGUCAACAAUCGAAAUCCAAGUCCGACGCCGACAAGUCUUGAUGACUUCAUUCAACGAGAAAAGAUCAAGCAAGACAAUAUGAUCAAUUCCAAACGUCUCGGUAAUGGAAAUAUCCGUCGUGCUUCGAUGAACACUAUUCCGAAAAUGUAG
Molecule: messenger RNA, 363 nt
Organism: Adineta ricciae
Lineage: Eukaryota; Metazoa; Rotifera; Eurotatoria; Adinetida; Adinetidae
Source: the annotation of a GenBank genome assembly